Clarias gariepinus (North African catfish) is the source of this 1627-nucleotide messenger RNA. Its product is annotated as low affinity immunoglobulin gamma Fc region receptor II-like. Bases 201 to 1472 code for a protein of 423 amino acids. The transcript is spliced from 12 exons. Gene Ontology annotation, molecular function: transmembrane signaling receptor activity. Lineage: Eukaryota; Metazoa; Chordata; Actinopteri; Siluriformes; Clariidae. The record is from RefSeq and is a predicted model, not a curated record. Gene Ontology annotation, biological process: cell surface receptor signaling pathway.
UGGGAAUGUUCACACAAUGUCAGAAACGCUUACACUGGAUUUAUAAAUGAUGGUCUGGAAGUGUUUAGAGAUAAUUACUUCACAGUGUAAAACUAGUGAUCUAUGGUGGCCAUUGAUCCUCAAAGUGUGCAACACAGGAAGUGGUAGGGCUUAAACACAAACCACUGCUCUGUCAGUCAGUCAGUCAUUAAAAGGACAGGAUGGAUCUCAGUCCUCUCCCUGUGAUGUUCUUGCUGAUUUUACUUCUUCCAGCGCCACAUGCUGAAGAGAGACCAUGCCCAGUACUGAGUGUAUCUCCACAGAGCUGGGUGACUGAAGGAGACUCAGUGACUCUAAUCUGUGAGGUUACAGACUCCUCUACAGACUGGACAUUCAGCUGGUACAGAGAGAGUCCCUACAGAGAGAGUAAUGUUAACGCCACCUAUAAAGACAGCAGGAGAGGAUCUCAAGCCUCCUAUACUAUCAGUCCUGCUGCUCUUAAACACACUGGAGUUUAUACGUGCAGAGGAGAGAGAGACAGACAGAUGGUUCAGACUGAUCACAGCCUUCCACAGCCACUAUGGAUCACUGGUGAAUCUCCUCCAGUCUCUCUGAUCAUCAAUCCCAACAGAACUCAACACUUUACUGGUGACUCUCUCUCACUGAGCUGUGAGGACCAGAGUAACUCUACUGGAUGGUCAGUGAGACGAUACACACACAAUACACGAGUUACAGAUUGUUCCCAGUUGGGACCAGUUACAGGAUCUACAUGUAAAAUCAGCUCCCUCAACACAUCCUACACUGGAGUUUACUGGUGUGAGUCUGAAUCUGGAGAAAACAGUAAUCCUGUCAACAUCACAGUGUAUGAUGGUAAUGUGAUCCUGGAGAGUCCGGUCCAUCCUGUGACUGAGGGACAUCCUCUGACUCUACGCUGUUUAUAUCGCAACACAAAGCCCUCAAACCCCCGAGCUGAUUUCUAUAAAGAUGGAUCAGUUCUCCAGAAACAGACUACAGGAGAGAUGAUCAUCCAUAAUGUCUCAAAGUCAGAUGAAGGUUUCUACCACUGUAAUUACUCAGGGGAAAAAGAGUCAGAGAAAAGCUGGGUCUCAGUCAAAGGUUCUGGACCAAGUAAUCCAACAGUAAUAGGUGUUGGACUGGGUGUGGCCUUUUUGUUGAUCAUUUUAUUAAUCUUAAUCCUGCUGCAGUGCCACAGAAUAAAGAAAGAAAAACAGCAGAAAACCAAUCAGGCAUCAGAGCAGAAUCAAAGUCGGCCAGGUGAAGCUGCAGCUGAGAGCGGUGAAGUCACUUAUGCACAGGGCACAAAGAAAACCAAGGCAAACAGGACGAAUGAUGUUGAUGCUGAACCCAGUGGUAGUGAUGUGACUUAUGCUGAACUGGAAAUGAAACAGAAGAAAACAUCCAUCGGAAAAACAGAAACAGCCAGUGUGGGUGCUGAUACUGUAUACUCAGAGGUGAAGCUGAACACUGAGUGAGCCUUAUGCCUACAUAUGCUGAUGGAACCAUGAUUAACUCUUUUUGUACAAAGUAAUGGAGAAAGAUUAAAUUCAGCAGUAGUAAAAAGAAAUGUUUAAAUGUGUAAAUGAUUUAAAGAACAGAUCUUCUCCUGGGCUGUAAUUGUGAAUUUAUU